AUGGAAAGUCUCCUGGAAGCGAUGGACUUCCAGUGCAUUUUUAUAAAAGCUUCCAAGCCAAGCUUCUAAAACUCCCACUGAGUAUGAUCCAGGCAGCAGCUGACUCCCAGAGUCUAUGUUUAGCUACUAUAACACUGUUGAAGAAAAAAGAUAAGGAUCCUCUGUUGUGUGGCUCAUUUCGUCCAGUCUCGUUAUAAACGGUUGACUACAAGAUUAUUGCUAAAGUUUUUGUGCAGAGACUGGAAACGGUUGUACAAAAAUGUAUCAGGAUUUAUGCAAGGAAGUUGACCUCAGACAAUAUCCGCAUAUUUUACGUGAUUUACCACACUCAUAGCCUGAACACUCCUAAUGUAGUUGUAUCAGUAGACGCUGAAAAAGCCUUUUAUACAGUGGAGUGGAUUUCCCUGUUAGCUGUGCUGGAAAUAUUUAAUUUUGGGCAAGUAUUUACAUCAUUUACAUCAACUAUUAUAUAAAUCACCAAAAGCCCUCUAUAAAAACAAACGGCCAGAUAUCGGAUCCUUUUAGCUUAUUUAGAGGAACAAAACAAGACAACUCCUAUCUUUUGUAUUUGCUCUUGCGGUUGAACCUUUAGCUUCAAUAAUCAGCUCGCUUAAUGUUAUUCAAGGAAUAUACAUAGGUGGAGAUUUCAUGUUAUUUCUUUGUAUGCAGACAACAUAUUAUUUUACCUCUCCAACCCAGAGCAAUAUUUGUUUUCCCUUCUAGAACUAUUGGUGGCAUUUGGUUCAGUUUCAGGCUUUAAAGUGAAUUGGGGAAAAACUGAAAUUGUGCCUAUUUCGAAUUUUGACUCAAAUCCUCUAGAAAGACGCUAUAAGUGGAAAUGGUCCCACUCUCACUUAAAAACGCUGAGGGUGCUGCUUAAGUAA
Messenger RNA from Coregonus sp. 'balchen', 884 nucleotides. The record is from the annotation of a GenBank genome assembly. NCBI's taxonomy places the organism in Eukaryota, Metazoa, Chordata, Actinopteri, Salmoniformes, Salmonidae.